Messenger RNA from Octopus sinensis (East Asian common octopus), 2089 nucleotides. RefSeq names its product myotubularin-related protein DDB_G0290005-like. Gene Ontology annotation, cellular component: mRNA cleavage factor complex; cytoplasm. Gene Ontology annotation, biological process: termination of RNA polymerase II transcription. Lineage: Eukaryota; Metazoa; Mollusca; Cephalopoda; Octopoda; Octopodidae. Gene Ontology annotation, molecular function: mRNA binding; RNA polymerase II complex binding. The coding region runs from base 325 to 2076 and encodes 583 amino acids. The record is from RefSeq and is a predicted model, not a curated record. The transcript is spliced from 8 exons.
UUGUUAUAAACCCCUAAAAACCUGUUAGUUCAUCUCCGUAAGACCUUUCACGAAACAUCUUCAUAAUCAAGAUUGAUUUGAAGCAAAACAAUAAGUGCAACAAUGCCAUUUGAUUAAAUACAAAUUCAUUUCGCCAAAUUAUUUUGAGAUUGCUCACAAUAGAUCUUAUUACACGAAACAUUUCGAUGACGUCAUUUCUUGCAUAUGAAGUCAUCAAAAUUUCUAGUUAAAAUUUCAAGUCGAUCUCAACAUAUCUGAAGAGAUAAUUUCUCGAAUUAUUUCAAAGGAUAUUAACACCAACUGAAAAGUAAAAUAAUCCAAGAGAUGGAUAAUUGUAACACCAGCGAGAAGAAUUUUAUGCAUACAAGAGACGCAUCCUUUCAAUCUAAAAAUGGUGCAAAUUUAAAAGAGCAAAAUAGUUUGAAGAGAACCAACAAAAUUACUGAAAAGCAUCACUUGAAACCUUAUCCUGUUGAAGAGUACUUAACGGCGGAAUGUAGUAAACAUCUACAGAAUGUACUCAGCUCUAAGACAAAGAAACAAGUAGAUAUAAAUGAAAGACAAUAUGAAGACAAACAUGAGUACAAUCUGCUGCAGAGACAAAAACAGUCACCAUUUUUUUAUCCCACCGAAAAGAUGCCAUCUUUAAGGCAACAGCAAAAUACCAAGUCUUGUUUUUUCUCGGGUGGCAGCAAUAAUGAAGUCCCUCAGUUUAAUAAAGAUCACAAUCAAGAUAGCAAUUCCAGCUGCUUAUUGCCACAGAUUUUACCAAAUCACGGCAUCCUGCAAAACUUUUCUACAGAUACUAGCUUUUAUGAGAAAUCUUCUGAUUAUAACAGUUCUACGCCAGCGCAACAUUAUAUACUGCACUAUGCACAAGGGUAUCCUCAAAAGAGGCGUCAUCAACAAUCCCAGCACCAUCAUCGCCACCACCACAACCACCACCAUAACCAACAACAACAUCAGCAGCAUCAUAAACAACGAUACCAACUAAAGUCUGCGUCGUUGCAUAACCAUAUAUUUUAUCAAAACUAUCUGCAACAUCCAUCCUUAUAUGAUAUCUACAACCGUGAUAUUUAUAAAACUUCAAACUUAUGUCGAUCGUACAAAUGCAAGGUCAAAGAACAUUUUACAUCGAACAAACCUUAUCAUUUUUCUACAUCAAAUAUAAAUCAGAAUUCACAGACCAAUUCCUAUAAUACUGAAACCGUCCAACGGCUAUUACUGGAACAGCAAGAACCGUAUUACACUAUUUCUUCAGUUCGCGAUACGAAAACGAAUGUACCGACAGAAUAUUCGGUGAAAAACGAUUGUAUUCCACUGACUAAAUGGGUAGAACCUACCCAUAAGAACUUUCCAAGUGCCAAAGAUAUGAUUGAACCAUCAGAAGUCUAUGGAAAUCUACUUGAGCCGGGAUUUAUCUCAAGUCAAGCAGUGUCGUCAGGUGUGACAAAGGAAGCAAUUGAAGAACCGAAGCUAGAUUUUAAGAAAGACACAACUCCACCGAAAGACGAAUCCUCGCAGCUAAGUCCAAGCAACUGGCAAGAAUAUAAAAUAAUGGACAUUAACGGCCGAAAGAUUGGUUGCAAUAUUCAAGUUAUGUACACUUCAGAAAGUGAGGCGAAAAUGAAAGCCAUUUUACCAAUAUUCAACAAAGAGCGUCUCACUGUGUUCCCAAAUCUGCUGAUUGAAAAUCUCUAUGACGGUAAACAGUGUUCAACAUGCGGUCGAAGAAGUUCGGUUAUUGAUAAAGAACACAUGGAUAAACAUUUCCGUCAAAAUGAGCUGAAGACAGAGAGAAAGUUCCUGAAAUGUCGGAAUUGGUAUGAGAACGUGGCACCAAAUAUUGCAGAGGAACAGCAACAGAGAAGUAUCAAAGAUAUCAACCCAGAAGAAAAACAAGUUGCCAAAAAGCCCCAGUUAAUUCCGGGUAUUAAUGACAUGUGUUCCGUAUGUAAGGAGAGUUUUACGCAGUUCUAUAACCAAGAAGAUGAAGAAUGGCAACUAAAAGAUGCUGUAGUUAUGGACAACCAGUAUUUCCAUGAAAUCUGUUCCGAAGACCGAGACAACAUGUAAACCAGCUUCUUCU